This is a messenger RNA of Poecilia latipinna (sailfin molly), 3695 nucleotides long. It is a transcript of the gene iars2, whose product is annotated as isoleucyl-tRNA synthetase 2, mitochondrial. The transcript is spliced from 24 exons. Gene Ontology annotation, cellular component: mitochondrion. Gene Ontology annotation, biological process: mitochondrial translation; isoleucyl-tRNA aminoacylation. NCBI's taxonomy places the organism in Eukaryota, Metazoa, Chordata, Actinopteri, Cyprinodontiformes, Poeciliidae. Bases 152 to 3259 code for a protein of 1035 amino acids. Gene Ontology annotation, molecular function: tRNA binding; isoleucine-tRNA ligase activity; aminoacyl-tRNA deacylase activity. The record is from RefSeq and is a predicted model, not a curated record.
GUCCUUUGUGCAAUUUCAUCCGGAAGAAACAUAGUCAACCAGAAGGACGAAACAAAACAACACAUUGACCAAACUCAGCAGCAAGCCGACUCAGACACGUUCAGUUUUUUCAUUUUAUUUUAUUUUAUCCUCCGAGUUACCUCGCCUUUCCAUGCUACUGACUCGGGUGUCGCCAGUGUACCAGACGCUGGCGAGAUGGGGACGGAGGUCACAGCGGGGAGGUGGCCUCCUUCUCAGCCGCGCGGUCGGCUGCAGCUCCAGCCGCUGUCAUGGUGUCAGUCCCGGGGAAGGCAGCGCUCAGCCCGCAGAGGCUGGUUCCGCUAUGUACCGGGAUACAGUGCUACUUCCUCGGACUGAGUUUCCCAUGAAACUGACCGGACAAAAGCUGCUGGACCGAGAACUUCAGAUCCAGCAGGAAUGUGGUUUUGCAGAGUUGUAUUCAUGGCAGAGAGAAAGGAAAGCCACAAAAAAGUUCUGCCUUCAUGACGGACCACCUUAUGCAAACGGGGACCCUCACGUUGGACAUGCACUCAACAAAAUCCUGAAAGACAUCCGUAACCGUUUUGAGAUGCUAAGAGGAUGUCAGGUCCACUACAUCCCCGGCUGGGACUGCCACGGCCUGCCCAUAGAGCUCAAAGCUUUGGGAGAACUAGGCACCAGUGGGCUCAGUCCACUGGAGAUAAGACAGAAAGCCCGGGAGUUCGCUGAAGGGGCGAUAGCUCGGCAGAAAGCCGCCUUCCAGCGCUGGGGGGUGAUGGCUGAUUGGGAGCAGUGCUACUACACGUUUGACGGAGCUUAUGAGGCUGCUCAGUUAAAGGUCUUCCAGGAGAUGCAUGGCAAGGGUCUGGUAUAUCAGGACUACAAACCCAUCUUCUGGUCUCCUUCAUCCAGAACGGCCCUGGCUGAGGCUGAGCUGGAAUACAACCCUGAGCAUGUGAGCAGAGCCAUCUACGCCACCUUCCCUCUGGCGACGCUGCCACCAAAGAUUUCUUCAGAGGACGGUCUGGAGAAUGUUUCGGUGUUGGUUUGGACCACCCAGCCUUGGACCAUCCCCGCCAACCAGGCUGUGUGCUACAUGCCCAACGCCCAGUACUCUGUGGUGAAGAGGGCCGACUCUUCUCAGCUGCUGCUGCUGGCGACUGAACGCACAGCGAGCCUCGCCGCGCUGCUGGGCACAGAGCUGCAGACUGUUGCCACCUUCACAGGUUCGCAACUUGAAGGUGGAAUCUGCAAACAUCCUACCAUUCCUGACAAGCAAGUCCCGUUGUUGCCAGCCAGCCAUGUGACAAUGGGGAAAGGGACGGGAUUGGUCCACACUGCACCUGCUCACGGCAUGGACGACUACAGCGUAGCAUCACAGUUUAAACUGCCUGUGGAGUGUAUGGUGGAUGAAGAUGGCAGGUUCACAGACGUGGCAGGACCCAAGCUGCAGAACCUCUUGGUGAUGACUGAAGGAACUGAUGCAGUGAUUUCCAUGCUGAACGAGAGCGGCGCUCUGGUUCUGGAGGAGCAGUGCGUCCACAGUUACCUGUAUGACUGGCGGACGAAGCAGCCUGUGGUCAUCAGGCCCAGUAAACAGUGGUUCAUCAACACUGCAUCACUGAAAGACAAGGCAAAGGAGGCACUGCAGAAGGUUCGCGUUCUGCCGGAGUCGGCGAGAGGCAGCCUGCUGACCAUGCUGGACAGACGGACGUACUGGUGCAUCUCCAGGCAGCGGAGCUGGGGCGUCCCAAUCCCAGUCUUCUACCAUAAAGAGAGCGGGGAACCUCUCAUUAACAAAUACACAAUCGCCCACAUAGCGAAGCUCUUCAAAGAAAACGGCAGCGACUGUUGGUGGGAGCUUCCCAUCGAGGCUCUGCUGCCCCCAGAGGUUCUCAAGAAGAGUAAAGCAGGACCGGUGAGCGACUACGUUCGAGGAGAGGAUGUUCUGGACAUCUGGUUUGACAGUGGAGCUUCAUGGGCAGCUGUGCUGGAAGAAGAGAUGGAGGAAGCGUCCGAGGAGCCUGAAUCCCGUCUCAGCCGGCUCGCCGGCUCGCUUCGCAAACCUCUAGCCACAGAAUCGGACCCCAGAGCAGAUGCAUAUGUGGAGGGGAAGGACCAGCUUGGAGGCUGGUUCCAGUCCUCGCUGCUCACCAGCGUAGCCGUCAGGAACAAAGCGCCCUAUAAAGCUCUGGUGGUCCAUGGCUUUGCAGUCAGUGAGAAAGGAGAAAAGAUGUCCAAAUCUCUGGGGAACGUUGUGGAUCCUGAUGAAAUCAUUAAUGGAAAGGAGGACGGCAGCGUACCGGCGUACGGGGCAGAUGUUCUGCGCUGGUGGGUCGCAGAAUCAAACGUCUUCUCCGAGGUCCAGAUUGGACCCAGCGCCCUUAACUCAGCCCUCGACAGCAUCAGCAAGUUGAGGAACUCGCUCAGGUUUCUGCUCAGCAACCUGCAGGGCUUCGACCAACGCACGCAAGCCGUCGAACCCCAACAGAUGUACUAUAUUGAUCAGUACAUGCUGCACCUGCUGCGCGAGUACAGCAUGAAGGUUACAGACGCCUACAGUGAGUUUGAUGCCGGCAGAGUGAUCCGUAUCCUCCAAGCCUUCAUCUCCAGAGACUUGUCCAGUUUUUACUUCAGCGUCAUAAAGGACAGGCUGUACUGCAGUCGGGAGGACUCGUUGGGCAGGCGAUCGUGUCAGACUGCUUUAGAGGAAAUUCUGGAUGGCGUGACUCGAUCUGUUGCUCCUAUCCUGCCUCACCUAGCAGAAGAGGUCUACCUGCACGCUCCAGGACACGACAAAGCGGAGACGUUAUUCAGAAGCGGGUGGAUCAAAAGCAGCUCCGUGUGGCGGCGCCCGGGUCUGGAGGAGGCUGUGGAAGGAGCCUGCGCCAUUCGGGACUCCUUCCUGUCUUUGAUUCCUGGUAAACAUGCCAGCAAGUAUGAUCUGACGAUUGCCAUCGAACCGGGACUCCUGUUUGAGCUCAUGGAGUCUCUCCAGGAAGAGCCCACCUCCAGCGACUCCCAGCUGGCCGAGCUGAUGAUGGCAGCGCGAGUCAACCUGACCAGCAAACUGCCCCGCGACCUGCAUCCCGACGCCCUGCUGAGCCACGGCACCUUCCUCAUCAACCUGGAAGGUGGCGUUAUUCGUGAGGACAGCCCCUACAGCAUCGCCGUGAUGCCCACCUCUGCGGCGCGCUGCCCGCGAUGCCGCCGCUACACCUCAGAGUCCGCAGACUGUCUGUGUCCGCGGUGCCAGGCGGUCGUCUCGCAUGCCGGCUGACACGUUUGUUACCAGGACAACCUACGCAUGUCAGGAUCAAGAAGUUGCUUUACACUCCCAGUGGGAACUGUCGCUCUGGCCGUUUAUAAAAACUUCGACUUCAGACCUUCAGUAAAGGUUUUAUAUUAAACAAACCAUCAUAGCAGAUGUAGAAUAAUCCAAAGUCUCAAGCUGUAGCUAUUCAAUGUGCUCAUGUUUCCUCAGUGAACUCAAACCAAAAGUACUGAAGUCUACUGUAAAUAGUUGGAAGAUAAAAAGGACGAGAUAUGAGCGAAGAAGGGAUGCUCUCGUUUAAAUGUGUUGAUGCUAAAUAUUUCACUACAAGUGUCACUAUGUGACUAAAGUAGGAAUGUGUACUGGAGAGUAGAUAGCAUGGGGGGAGUUCCUGUAUAAAUCCACUUUUGUAUAAUAAAAUCAGAUCCUUCUUUCGCACUAC